AUGACGACCACCAUGGCGGCCACCGCGCCCAACAACUCCCCCUUCACCGCCGGCGGCCAAGCCGCCCGCGGUAACGAUCACAUGCCCUCCGUCACCCCCAUCUCCGCCCACGGUCAACCCUCUCCCACCUGCUCCUCCACGAAUACUCUCGCCAACAACUCCCCCACCUCCCCCCGCCUGGACAAAGCCGCCCUCCACCAACUCCCGCUGCAAUCCCGUCAGUUGCGCCCGCUCAAGGGUCCCAUGUAUGUCCCCGCGGCGCUGCGACCGACCGAACGCCCACAAAAGUCCUCUCCCAUCACGCCGCCUCGCAGUGUGCACGGCUCCCUCGACAGCCUGAACGAGGACACCGAGCCGAUCAGUCGUCGCUCCACCAUGGAGAGCAAGUCCAGCGGUAUCAGCAAGGUGGCCGAACACGAGUGGAUGAAAACGGAGCACUUGGGUGAGGUCACUGGCAUGCCCACCCGUGAUCAUUGGAAAGCCGAUGCGGCCUCCUCGAGCUGCGACUCCCCCACUUGCCGAUCCUCCUUCGGCAUCUUUACCCGUCGCCAUCACUGCCGCCACUGUGGCCACGUCUUUUGCUACAACCACACCCCACACAUGGUGCCCCUAGACCAGAAUGCCGCCUUCCACCCCGAGGGCGUCCUGUCUCGUGCCUGUGACCUCUGUUGGAGUGCCUACAAGAGGUGGGAGGAGACCCGCACCGACCGGUUGAACCAGAUCCAAAAUUCCAUCGACGCGAAGAGAGAUCCCAGCCCUCCGACCGACGACCUCGAGUCCAGCCAGAGUUCGGGCCGAGCGGCUCUCAAUCCCAACCUCGGCCAGACUGCCGAAGUGGCGGCCAGUGUCCCUCGUGACUGGAAUUGGAGCACUUUCUAG
This is a messenger RNA of Penicillium diatomitis, 879 nucleotides long. Its product is annotated as FYVE zinc finger domain-containing protein. Gene Ontology annotation, molecular function: phosphatidylinositol-3-phosphate binding; metal ion binding; ubiquitin binding. Gene Ontology annotation, biological process: protein transport to vacuole involved in ubiquitin-dependent protein catabolic process via the multivesicular body sorting pathway; protein targeting to vacuole. The record is from RefSeq and is a predicted model, not a curated record. Gene Ontology annotation, cellular component: ESCRT-0 complex. Lineage: Eukaryota; Fungi; Ascomycota; Eurotiomycetes; Eurotiales; Aspergillaceae. The transcript has 2 exons. Bases 1 to 879 code for a protein of 292 amino acids.